AUGCAGAAUCUGAACGAGACGUCAGGCAGUGCCAACCUGUCUGUGAUCGUCAAGGUGUGUGUGGUCAUCCCAUUCUUCUGCAUCUUCCUCUACUGCAUUGUGAUCAUGCUACACAUCUUUGCAUCUCACAGACAGUUCCUGGAGAGUUCACGUUACAUCCUGUUCGCCUACAUGUUGAUCAAUGACACCCUGCAGCUCCUUACCUCCGUGCUGCUCUUCCUCCUCGUGAUGGGCCAGGUACGCAUCGCCAGUGUCUACUGCAUGCCUCUGCUCUUCUUCUCCACCGCCACCUUCCAGAACACACCUUUGAUCCUAGCCACAAUGUCACUGGAGCGCUACGUGGCCAUCUUCUACCCCCUGCAGUGCCCACCUGCCUGGCGUUCAGACCGCAUAUGGAUCAUCAUCCUGGUCCUGUGGCUGGUCAGCAGCAUCCUGCCCAUAGUAGAUUACUCCUUGGGCAAGGUCCAGCCUGGCGUUGACUUCCUGUCCACCCCCGUGCUGUGUAAAACUGUGGUCCUGAGCACCUCGCCAAUACAGACUCUGUUCAAGGUCACCCUCAACGGGUUGUUCUUUGCCGGGGUGGCGGCCAUCAUCCUGUUCACCUACAUGAGGAUCCUGCUGGAGACCAGGAAGCUGCGACAGGACAGGGCGUCGGUGGGAAAGGCCAUGCACACAGUGCUGCUCCACGGUGUCCAGUUGCUGCUCUGCAUGAUGGCCUUCACACACCCGAUCACAGAAAGCGUGAUUGUGCUGCAGGUUGGCUGGCUGAGGGAGCACAUUUCCUUCUUUAAUUACUUCUGCUUCAUCCUGCUGCCUCGCUUCCUCAGCCCGCUCAUCUACGGCCUGCGGGACGAGAAUAUCAGAGUCCACAUGAGGAGAGCUGUCCCCUGCUGGUCAUACACGGUCGCACCCAGAACCAGGGUCUUGGCCAAGCACAGGGGUAGAUGA
Hypomesus transpacificus is the source of this 948-nucleotide messenger RNA. It is a transcript of the gene or95a1, whose product is annotated as odorant receptor, family 95, subfamily A, member 1. NCBI's taxonomy places the organism in Eukaryota, Metazoa, Chordata, Actinopteri, Osmeriformes, Osmeridae. The coding region runs from base 1 to 948 and encodes 315 amino acids. Gene Ontology annotation, biological process: G protein-coupled receptor signaling pathway. Gene Ontology annotation, cellular component: membrane. The record is from RefSeq and is a predicted model, not a curated record. Gene Ontology annotation, molecular function: G protein-coupled receptor activity. The transcript has a single exon.